This is a messenger RNA of Ectocarpus siliculosus, 954 nucleotides long. NCBI's taxonomy places the organism in Eukaryota, Phaeophyceae, Ectocarpales, Ectocarpaceae. The record is from the annotation of a GenBank genome assembly.
AUGGCGAGCGACAACGAAGACGACGAUGAGGAUGACGACGACAGCGACCCCGGCACCGUCCCCGACUUCCGCAAACGCCUCCGCCGACAGCGCGACAAGGACCGCGCCGCCGCUAACGGUAGCACGGCCGUUGCCGCCACCGCCGGCGACUCUACUACAGCGGCGGUGAGAGAGGAGGAGGAAGGGCAAUCGGCGGCGAUGGAGUUUGCCUCCGACGGCACCUACCGCAACAAGCAGAGGGUGUUGCUGUUCUCGUCCCGCGGCAUCACGUCUCGCUUCAGGCACCUCCUGGGAGACCUCCGGAAGCUCAUCCCCCACCACAAGAAGGACGUGAAGCUGGACGUCGGCCGCGACGAGAGCCUGUCGAGUGCCGUUAACGAGAUCGCCGAGAUCAAGAGCUGCAACUCGUGUGUCUUCCUGGAGUGCCGCAAGAAGACCGACCUGUACCUCUGGGCGGGGAAGACUCCGACCGGCCCCUCGGCAAAGUUCCACGUGCUGAACGUGCACACCAUGGACGAGCUCAAGCUGACCGGCAACAGCAUGCUCGGGUCGAGGCCCCUCCUCAACUUCGACGCCAAGUUCGACCAGACUCCCCACUGGCGGGUGGUGAAGGGGAUCCUGAAGGACAUUUUCAACACCCCUAGGGGACACCCCAAGAGCAAGCCGUUCAUCGACAGGGUCAUGUCCUUCUUCGUGGCGGAUGGCAAGGUCUGGGUCCGAAAUUACCAGAUCGUGGACAAGGGUGAUGGUUCUACCACGGGACUGAAACCCUUCGGGGGCCCCACGCUGUACAACAACGCGGCGUACGUGUCGCCCAACGACGUCAGGUCGGCGAGGAAGAGGAAGGCCGGGACGAAGUUCGAGGAUCGGCAGGAAGCGAAGAAGGUCGUUCGGGGGAAGAAGGCCGAGCCCGCAGUGCCCCGGGGUCCCCUGGACGACCUGUUUUCGGGAUAA